Messenger RNA from Fukomys damarensis (Damara mole-rat), 1616 nucleotides. It is a transcript of the gene Tmem116, whose product is annotated as transmembrane protein 116. Gene Ontology annotation, molecular function: G protein-coupled receptor activity. Gene Ontology annotation, biological process: adenylate cyclase-activating G protein-coupled receptor signaling pathway. Lineage: Eukaryota; Metazoa; Chordata; Mammalia; Rodentia; Bathyergidae. Gene Ontology annotation, cellular component: plasma membrane. The record is from RefSeq and is a predicted model, not a curated record. The transcript has 11 exons. The coding region runs from base 49 to 1110 and encodes 353 amino acids.
ACUGAGAAGGAUCUGAGCCGCUUGCUGCUAGCUGGGACAGAAGUUCCCAUGGCCUUCCCUUUGGAGGUUAGCACUCUGGAGGACAAGUGGGACUUGUUUUUUUCUGCAAUUCAGUGGAUUCAGUUUGUCAUGGCUAUUCUGAGUGUUACAGGUUCAAGUUCACUUAUUACCUAUGCCAUAUUCCAGAAUAUUCAGAAAUCUUCAGAGAUAAGGCCACUCUUUUAUCUGAGCUGCUCUGACCUGCUCCUGGGAAUUUGCUGGCUCACGGAGGCACUUCUUUAUGGAACUUCAACAGUCUAUAAGGACAUUGUCUGCUAUAACCUGCAAGCACUUGGACAGAUAUUCUACAUUUCCUCAUUUUUCUACACCAUCAGUUAUAUUUGGUAUCUGUACACAGAGCUGAGGAUGAAAUACAACCAGAGUGGACAGAACACAUCUCCACUGGUGGUGGAUUAUACUUGUCAAGUUGGCCAGAUGGCCUUCAUUUUAUCAAGCCUGGUACCUCUACUAUUGAUGAUACCUGUUUUCUGUCUGGGCAAUGCUAGUGAAUGUUUCCAUAACUUCAGCCAGAGUCACAGGUGUAUCCUGAUGCACUCACCACCAUCAGCCAUGGCAGAACUCUUGCCUUCUGCCAACAUGUCUGUCUGCAGCACACUUUAUUUUUAUGGUAUCACCAUUUUCCUGGCCAGCUUUUUACUCAGCCUCUUCACCAUUAUGGUCUUACUCAUCCAAGCCCAAAUACUGUAUAAGAAAUUUGUGAAAUCAACUGGCUUUCUGGGAAGUGAACAGUGGGCAGUGAUUCACAUUGUGGAGCAGCGAGUACGCCUCUAUCCAGUGGCCUUCCUAUGUUGCUGGGGUCCAGCUAUCAUCCUGAUGAUCAUAAAGCUCACCAAGCCACAGGACACCAAGCUGCAUAUGACCUUCUAUAUUCUCCAGGAUGGGCCCAUCACCCCUUCAUCUCCUCCAGGCUCUAACAGCAACAUCCCAGGGUCUGCUCAACUGUGGAGUAUAUGGCUGGACACAGCACAAAUUCCACCAACUAAAGCAAGAGGCUCGGCGAGAUGCACAUACGCAAACACCAUUGUUAUGCUCACAGAAGAGAGCCUAUAGCAGAGGCCUAGAGCCAUUGGAUUCUACUGUUGCUUUUGCUACCAGCUCUUCCACCAUCCUUUGAAACUAUAAUACUGGAACAUUCAGGAACUUGAGUUAUUUCACACUAAUGGACUGAGAAGAAUGUUGUGGGAGGGCACAUUAUACAUCUUUUCUGAGCAUACUAUAGACUUCAGAACUGAAAUGAAUGUAGUGCUAGAGUUAGAAGCUAUUCUAAGUGAAUUGAGAAAGAUCUUUCCAGUUAUACUCUGUUCAUAGAGAUAAAGAUACUUUCUAUCUCAGAGUUAGACUCACACUACUAUGAUGGAUAUUAGAUUUGUCUAAGUCUCUUCUAGAAAAAAAUAAAUUCCAGGUUAUUAUUUAUAUAUAUGUCCUUUCCAGACUACUCCAUGGUUGCAGUGCAAGGAGGGGAACAUGUAGCAAUUUGCUCAGGUCUUGAGAUUGCUGUUGCAUUCUCUGAGACUGAACGUGGAAUCUGGGUUUCUUUUCUUAGAAGAAUUUUGAAA